UCGUGCGGUAGCCUCCCUUGCAAAAAGUCACCCGAUAAGGAAGUGACGUUCGUAUACUGAAAUCAUUUCAAUAAAUGGAAACAAGUCGCAAUUAAACAAUUAGUUUAUUGCCCUGUUUGAAGAUUUUCGAGUGUUUAGAUAAUCAGACAAAAUGAUUUUAUAUUGUAUGUGAUAUAAACCUGUGUAUAUCGCGCAAGUUCAGCAGAAACAGAAAGUUGAUUGAGCGUCCGCCAUUUUGGCAUAUUUACCGUUUAGUUAGUUAGAUUAGAAUGGCUAAAAAGACAUAUGAUUUAUUGUUUAAAUUGUUGCUUAUUGGUGAUUCUGGCGUUGGUAAAACCUGUUUGUUGUUCAGAUUCUCUGAUGAUGCAUUCAACACAACAUUUAUAUCCACCAUAGGAAUUGACUUCAAGAUAAAAACUGUGGAACUUGGUGGGAAGAAGAUCAAGUUGCAGAUAUGGGAUACCGCGGGACAAGAAAGAUUCCAUACGAUCACCACCUCCUACUACAGAGGAGCUAUGGGAAUUAUGUUGGUGUAUGAUAUUACAAAUGCCAAAACUUUCGAAAACAUUUCAAAGUGGUUGAGAAAUAUAGAUGAGCAUGCCAAUGAAGAUGUAGAGAAGAUGAUACUAGGGAACAAAUGUGAUAUGGAAGACAAGAGACAGGUGUCCAAGGAUAGGGGAGAUGCAAUUGCAAAGGAACAUGGAAUUCCAUUUUUAGAAACCAGUGCAAAAGCAAAUAUAAAUGUAGAAAAAGCUUUUAUGGAUUUAGCACAAGCCAUAUUGAAUAAGACUCCAGGUAGAGAUGCACAACAAAACAGUGGUAUAGAUGUUCACAGAAAUCAAGAUCCUGCAACAAGGAAAUGCUGCUAAUUAAUAUUUUAUAUAUAAAUGUCACUUCUAGUUUUUAAAACAAACUUUCCUAGGCCUAGGUGUGUCACAUAGGAUAACAACUGUGUACUGGCAGAUACAGGAUUUCACUUCUACUGUUUCAAUUGGAAACAGAAUUGUGGUCAAACUUAGUUCCAAUUCAGCAGUAUACUUUUAAAGUUUAAAUGUUAAAUAUUAUGUUGCUUACUUAUUCUUAUGAAAAUGACUGUUAACAUAUUUUAAAAACAAGUAUAAAAUAAGUAAUUCUAAUAAUGGGAAUUCAAGUUUAUAAAGAAAUAGUUUUGUUAUCGAUAUUUGUGAACAUAUUUCAGUGUUUAUAAGGGAUAUAUAUUACUUAGGUGAAUAGACUAUAAUACCUUUUCUGUUAUUUUGAAAAUAUUCACUGUUUUUAUUAAAACAACAAAAACAAAAAACUAACAAGCUGGAAAAUUUUGAUCGUCCCUUGAUAAGCUUGCAGCAAGUUUUGCUAAUUGAUUAAUUUGUUACCAUUGUGUAUCAUACAAUACAAGUUUGAAAGUUUUCACUGGUUUAUGACGAUAUAUUUACACAUAAAAGUUGCUGUAUCAAUUGUUUCCCAGGUGACCACAACUAGGACUUCAUUUGAUAUGUUUUCAGUUUUACAACAUGCACAUUUUAUGAACUUUUAGAGAAAGAAGAAAAACAGUAUGUUAAUUAUAUAGUUAGAAAAAUGUUAAAACAUCUUAAUGAACAUGACUUUAUGACAAGUUGAAAUAAACCAGGGAUUAUUGGCAAACAUUAGACUUUAGAUAAUGAUUUUUGAUUUAUAUUUGAAGGUGCAUGCCACCAACACCUGCUUGAUGGAGAAAGGAAGAUAUUUUCCUUGACACAUGUUUACAUAACAUAUGAAUUAAGCCCUGCAUAUAAAGUGUAUACCUACUAACUGACUGAAUGUUAAUAUCAUUGAAUGCUACAAUUUUUGUUGAAGUCUUUACUGUCUGUUCAUACACUGACAAAUAUGUUUGUUAAUAUAAUGAAAGAUAGAAAUACAGCCAGCACAAAGAUACUAGAUAGUACAUAACAUCAGUAUGUAGAUUAUAUAAUGUAGGAGUAUUUGAAUUACUGUUCAAACUUAAUAUAGCAUGUUCAAGUCUUUAUAAAGUAUACGAGUCUAGGAAUAUAAUUUUAUUUUCUAUAAUUUAAACAUGUAUAUAUAGAUACAACAUUUUAACAAUAUAUUUAUUGUCAUAGAUGACACAUACAAUAAAGCUGCCACACUCUUUUCUUACCUAAUUAAAGCUAAAUUCUGAUGCCAGCAUGCUGGGAGACAAGAGUUAACAUUGUUUGUAAUAAUGUGUUAAAAUGUUCAUUAAAUGUUCAUGUUGUGAAUACUGAAUGUUCACUAUUGCUUUAUGUAACUUCCCCCCAUGUUAUAUCUAGAUGUUGAUUAUGUCAGCCUGGCUUUAACACAUUACCUGUACAAAUUACUUCAUUUUUUUCUUCAUACUUAAGCUAUGAAGGCCAAGAAAAUAUUACUUAAAAAUUACAAAAUUCAGUAUUUUUCUUAGUAUUCUACCUAUUAUAAGUUUAGCAUAACAAAAAGAAAUGUUUUCUAUAUUUUUGUUAGAAAACAGCAUUUAAAGUGAUUAUCAAUCAAUUAAAACUUGAUCUAGAUAUUUCAUUAUUUUUCUUCAAUAAUUUUUAACCUUGCUUGUGAAAAAUUGAUGUGUUUUUCAUUUACAAGUGCUACAUCAUUUAUAAUAUACAUGUAUAUAUUGUAUAUACAUGCAGAUAACAUGCCUGUUAGUAUAAGGCCAUUAUUGAGCUCUUUAAUUUUCUGCAGCCAAUUUAUGAACAAUUCUUUUUCGAAUAGUCAGUAGUAAUUUUUUUUAAAUAGAUACUGGUAAGUUACCCAGGAAAGCUGGUUAGGUGAAAAAACUUCCAUGAUAUAACCAAAAAUGUUUUAAAAUUGGCUUAAAACAUACAACAAUAAAUCUAAAUACUG
This is a messenger RNA of Ruditapes philippinarum (Manila clam), 2850 nucleotides long. RefSeq names its product ras-related protein Rab-10-like. Gene Ontology annotation, molecular function: GTP binding; GTPase activity. Gene Ontology annotation, cellular component: Golgi apparatus; recycling endosome; insulin-responsive compartment. Lineage: Eukaryota; Metazoa; Mollusca; Bivalvia; Venerida; Veneridae. The record is from RefSeq and is a predicted model, not a curated record. The transcript is spliced from 7 exons. The coding region runs from base 270 to 869 and encodes 199 amino acids. Gene Ontology annotation, biological process: cellular response to insulin stimulus.